AGAGACUAGACCCUUCAAAAGCCCUCCACCACUUUUUCUACUGAAUUUUCCGGCGGUUGGCAGAAACUGGCAUCCCAAAUGUUCCCGCCAAAAACUGUACCAAAUUGUACAGUGUCUGAUGAGGUGAUCGUCGCCGUCAAAGCAGAGAAGGUGAUCUCGAAGAAUGCAUUGGCUUGGGCUCUCACUCACGUGGUUCGUCCCGGCGAUUGCGUUACGCUGCUCGCCGUCUUUUCGAGCCAAAAAGCUGGUCGGAGAUUAUGGAGAUUUCCGAGACUGAGCGGUGAUUGCCGGAACGGAGACCAGGAAAAAUCUCCGGAUCGGAUAGGUCAGAUCUCCGAGUCUUGUUCUCAGAUGGUUCUUCAAUUUCAUAACCAAAUCGAGGCUAGAGUGCGGAUUAAAGUGGUGUCAGGUGCACCUACUGGUGCUGUGGCGUAUGAAGCGAAAAGCAAUGCAGCCAAUUGGGUCGUAUUGGACAAUAAACUGAAGCAAGAGAAGAAGCAUUGCAUGGGGGAACUUCGGUGUAACAUUGUACUGAUGAAGGGUUCUCGACCCAAAGUCCUUAGGCUUAAUUUAGAAUGCUCAAAUGAACUGCAAACCCCCUUCUUUUCUGCUUCUUCUUCACCUCGUCCAGUAGUUGGAAAGUCACCGGAUCACAGGAUGAAGCAUUCAACUCCUGUUAGCAGCCCUGAAGAAACUGGAACAUCCUAUGCAGGAACCACAGAAGAAAAUUUGUUACUCAGUCCUGGCACAGUGACUUCUCUUUUCUUUGUUUAUGAACAAAAUCCACUUUUUGAUGGACUGAACAGCGGGAAGUAUACACCAAUUACUAGACAAAAUGACUUGGAUGCUUCACUUUCAGCAUUUGACAUGGAUGAUGAAGGGGAAACUACUCUCUUAACAACUUCAAAACCAUCUGUUACUAGUAACCAUAAGAGUGUGUUUUGGAUACCCCAAAACCACAUUAUUGAUGAGAAGGACCCAAUAACCAUAAAUCACAGAAACACCCACAAAAAAAAAUCUCCAACUACCAAAAGUCUACUUGAUAAGUUUGUGCAGUUUAAUGAAGAUAAGAUGAUAGGACCUGGGGACCAGAGCCAUGACAGAAACUACAUUUUAAACUCGAGCAUCAGAGAGGCAGUAUCUUUAGGAAGAACUUCCUCCAUACCUCCUCCUUUAUGCUCACUAUGUCAACACAAGGCACCUACUUUCGGAAAGCCCCCUAGACGUUUUGCUUAUGAAGAGCUCGAGGAAGCUACGGGCGGGUUUGCGGAUAUCAAUUUCUUAGCAGAAGGUGGUUUUGGAUUGGUUCACAGAGGAGUCUUGAGGGAUGGUCAGGUGGUUGCAGUGAAGCAACUAAAAUUUUCAGGGAGUCAAGGAGAUGCUGAUUUCUGCGGAGAAGUGCGAGUAUUGAGCUGUGCACAACAUAGGAAUGUCGUGAUGCUCAUUGGGUUUUGUGUUGAGAGCAAGAAAAGAGUAUUAGUUUAUGAGUAUAUAUGCAAUGGCUCCUUGGACUUUCAUUUACAUGGGAACAAGAGAACACCUCUAGAUUGGCAAUCACGCCUAAAAAUAGCUAUUGGUGCAGCAAGAGGUUUACGAUACCUGCAUGAAGAUUGCAGAGUGGGUUGCAUAGUUCAUAGAGAUAUGCGGCCUAGCAACAUCCUCCUAACCCACGAUUAUGAGCCUCUGGUUGGUGAUUUUGGGCUAGCUAGGUUGCAUGCUGAAUGGGAUAGCCGUGAUGAAGAGCGAGUUGUUGGAACUUCAGGGUAUCUUGCACCGGAGUAUUUCCAUGGUGGAAAAAUUACAGAGAAAGUUGAUAUAUAUGCUUUCGGGCUAGUAUUGUUAGAGCUGAUUACAAACCAAAAAACCAGUGACUUGCAAAGUUAUGAGGGACAGCUAUUUUUGACUGAAAAUUUUUCUGCUUUUGCCCCAUUGGAACCAAGAUAUCUCUUAGCAAAUAAUCAUCAAUUGCUGGACCCAGCUGCAGCCUCUGGCCAACUCCACAACUUAUCCCAUGAACUACAGGCAAUAGCUCGAGCUGCCUCCUUGUGUCUACAACAAGAUCCUGAUUGCAGACCCCCUAUGUCAAAGAUCCUCAGACUAUUAGAAGGAGGAGAUGCAGUCAUUCGUCUUGGUUUGGACUUGAACUCGGUUGGCAGUAGAAGUGGACACAUGCGAGGUCUAAGUUCAAAAACACAACUUGAAUCAAGAACGCAUUCUCGCAGGCUCUCUCAUUGAAAAUAGCUCUAAAACUGGUCUGAAAUUCCAGCUGGUCCCUGGAUCUACUUGCCAUUAUCUAUGAAGUCUACAGCAUAUUGCAUUUGUUUUGGAAAUCACCCAUCCAUCUCUUAUCUUCAUUGUCAGAUCAUUCUUUGGGAAUUUUAAGCAUCCAACACAAUUGAAACUUUCUUUUAUGUUCAAUUAGGUUUAUCUUCUAUUCAUGAUCAUUUGUUGCAACUGUAAAAUAGAUCUAGGGGUAUCCUUUCAUUUUCCUUUAGCAAUUUCAUUUUCUAAGAAGGAUGAUCUUUUGUGCUAGAAAGUUUUAAUCAUAUCAUAAAGUUUAUGUUUAUUCUGUA
Messenger RNA from Cornus florida, 2573 nucleotides. RefSeq names its product inactive protein kinase SELMODRAFT_444075-like. The coding region runs from base 79 to 2235 and encodes 718 amino acids. Lineage: Eukaryota; Viridiplantae; Streptophyta; Magnoliopsida; Cornales; Cornaceae. Gene Ontology annotation, biological process: protein phosphorylation. The record is from RefSeq and is a predicted model, not a curated record. Gene Ontology annotation, molecular function: ATP binding; protein kinase activity. The transcript has 8 exons.